Messenger RNA from Mycotypha africana, 396 nucleotides. RefSeq lists its product as uncharacterized. The transcript has a single exon. NCBI's taxonomy places the organism in Eukaryota, Fungi, Mucoromycota, Mucoromycetes, Mucorales, Mycotyphaceae. The record is from RefSeq and is a predicted model, not a curated record. The annotation marks the transcript as partial.
UUAGGGACCAAUGUGCAAUUUCAUAUCAGCGAGGCAGUUGGUGAUGUUUUGGUGGUUUCAGAACUGGAUUGUGUCCAACUCCCUUUGUCGCUUGAUGAACUUCCGCAGCUUGUCCCUUACCUGGGUUGUCUGUACAAUGUUGUAGAAGUUAUUCAUCGCCUGUGUUACACCAGUAAUGCCAUCAAAGUCAACGAUAGCUUUGGGUCUACAUUAGAACCAAAGGUGAUUAAGGCAAUAAUGGAAAAAUCGACGGAUAGAACCCGCGAUCAUCCGUUUUGCCACCCAUACCACUCAUAUAUAUACCUUCCUUUAAAUCAUUCCAUUUCUUUAUCCUAUAAUAUAUCCACUUGUACUGUACGGUAUGUAAAAAUACCUGUAUUUAAACAAAUAAAAUAA